AUGCAUGUUGAACUACUCCUGAGAUGUAGAGCAAACCAAGAAGCUAAGCCAUUAGAAAGUUUUGUUCCAACAACUCUCUAUCGAAAGCUAGGGAUGGAUUCUGUGGCAGUCGCCCCCGCACAAAACGAUGCAUUGCAACAUGUCAAAAAGCCUGGUGGUUGGGAGCCGAUUAAGAACAUCAAGGACCCAUAUGUGCAAGAGAUGGGAAGGUUUGCAGUGAUGGAACAGCCUAAGCCAGUAGGGCUCGUGGCAUCGAUGGAGUUUGUCGGUGUGGUGAGCGGCGAGAUUCAGCUGGUGGCGGCUGGAAAAGAAUACCGGCUUGUGGUGGAGGUGAAGGUGACAGAAAAGAUAAUAGUUCAUGGUUGCCCUGUAAGUUCCAUUAGACUUUACGUUGCUGUUGUGCUGGACAAGCCAAGUGACAAGUCUUGGAAGGUCUUAUCUUUUGCACCACUCGAGCUGCCUGUUGGCCUGGGCCAUGUCCCUGCCUAA
Molecule: messenger RNA, 489 nt
Organism: Momordica charantia (bitter melon)
Lineage: Eukaryota; Viridiplantae; Streptophyta; Magnoliopsida; Cucurbitales; Cucurbitaceae
Product: cysteine proteinase inhibitor 5
Molecular function (GO): cysteine-type endopeptidase inhibitor activity
Source: RefSeq, a predicted model, not a curated record